Messenger RNA from Cordyceps fumosorosea ARSEF 2679, 1722 nucleotides. RefSeq names its product General substrate transporter. Gene Ontology annotation, molecular function: carbohydrate:proton symporter activity. The transcript has a single exon. Bases 1 to 1722 code for a protein of 573 amino acids. Gene Ontology annotation, cellular component: membrane. The record is from RefSeq and is a predicted model, not a curated record. Gene Ontology annotation, biological process: carbohydrate transport; transmembrane transport. Lineage: Eukaryota; Fungi; Ascomycota; Sordariomycetes; Hypocreales; Cordycipitaceae.
AUGGCUGGAGGCGACGUCGUCAAGAAGCCCGUCAACGUCUUCAAGCUCGGCGACCUCGGCGAGCCCAGCGGCGUCUUCAACUGGCGGCUGUGGUUCGCCGUCUUCUCCUUUGGUCUCAUGGGCGCGGCCCGCGGCAUCGACGAGGGCCUCAUCUCCGGCGCCUUCCAGUCCAAGGACUUUCAGCGGUACAUUCACCUUGACAGCUACUCAAGCGUCGAACGGGCCAACAUCAAGGCCAACGUCUCCGCCAUGGUGCAGAUUGGCUGCGUCGCCGGUGCACUCGUGUAUGUCUCUCCGACUUCUGCAACAAAGGGUGUGGCCAGACGACUGAUGAAUCAACCUUUGGAUAGCGCCUUCCUCGUUUGCGACAAGAUCGGUCGCAUCUGGGCCACCCGCCAGCUCUGCGCGCUGUGGAUCGUCGGCAUCGCCAUCUUCAUGGCCAACGGCGGCCACCUCGCCGCCAUCUACGCCGGCCGCUUCGUCGCCGGGAUCGGCAUCGGGCAGACCGCCGUCGUCGGCCCCGUGUACCUCGUCGAGAUCGCGCCGGCCUCGGUCCGCGGCCUCUGCACCUGCAUCUUCUCCGGCUUUGUCUACCUCGGCAUCGUCAUCGCCUACUUUGCCAACUACGGGUGCUCCGUCUCCCUCGGCGACGCGACGCACGCCCGCUGGCUCGUCCCCAUCAGCGUCCACCUCUUGUUUGCCGGCGUGAUCCUGGUGCUGAGCCUGUUCCAGUGCGAGUCGCCGCGGUUUCUCGUCAAGGUCGGCAGGCACGAGGCGGCGGCAAGGGCGAUGGCACGGCUGAGGGGGCAGGCGCCGGAUUCCGAGUACGUUGCACGCGAGGUGCAAGCGAUCCGGCUGGCGCACGAGCACGAGCUCGAGCACACGGGCGCGUCUUUUGUAGGCACCUGCAAGGAGCUCUUCCUCGACGGCAGAAACCUCUACCGCCUGUACCUCGCCACCAUGGUCCACGUGCUGGCUCAGUGGUCCGGGGCGGGAUCCAUCACCCUCUACGCCCCCGACCUGUUCAAGAUCCUCGGCGUCCAGGGAUCCGAGACGGGCCUGCUGGUGACUUGCCUCUUCGGCAUCGUCAAGCUCGUCUCUGCCAUCGUCUGCGCGCUGUUCCUGAUCGAGGUCAUCGGCCGCAAGCGCGCCCUCGUCGGCGGCAUCGCCCUCCAAGCCAUCGCCAUGGCCUACAUCGCCGCCUUCCUCACCGCCGUUCCCCAUCCCACCGGCUCCUCGGCCGCCGCGCGCGCGGCGAUGGCGAUGAUUUACGUUUCCGGGAUCGGGUGGUCGCUCGGGUUCAACACCAUAUCGUACGUGCUCACGGCCGAGAUCUUCCCGCUGCGCGUGCGCGCCUUGGCGGGCUCAAUCGCGAUGACGGCGCACUUUGUGUGCCAGUACGGCAGCACGCGCGCGACGCCCAACAUGCUCCUGCCGGCAUCCGAGGGUGGCAUCGGUCCAGGCAACACGUUUUGGUGCUACGGGGCGAUCCUGGUGGUGGGCGGCGUCUGGGUGGUCGUCUCGGUGCCUGAGACGGCCGGGAGGUCUUUGGAAAGCAUGGAUAGGUUGUUUGAUCUACCCUGGUAUAAGAUAGGUCUAAAAGGGAACCAAGAUGCCGCCAUGCAGGACGUGGCUUGCGAUGAAAAGGCUGGGGUUAUCAGCAACACCGAGGGAAAGGUUGGACACGUGGAGGACAGGUUGACACGUACCAUGUCGGCUUAA